UUAGUUUCGCGUUGGCGGGCAACACAGGCGGAUGUGUGUGCUUUUAAAAGUAAAUUCUUGUAUUGAAGUGAGCGAACUCCUCUUAUAAGUAAAAUCGGUCAAGUCGCAUGAGAUUUUUCCCUCAACUUUUAUUUAUGCACCGUGAUCGUAUUUGGACAGCUAAAGGAGAUCACUGAGAGACCCAUUUUUCAUACUCUUUUUUUUAUUAUUCCUCUCGAACUUUAGCCACCAAACAGAACUAAUUGAAUUUCAUGUGCCCAAGUUUGGUGGAUGUUGUGUGGUGGAGAUAGAGAGCCCACAGGGAAAGAAAGAGGUUGAAGUGAUUGGUGGUGUGUGCGUUAAGAAGUUUGAAAGUGUUACAAGAGCAUGAAUUGAUUUUUUUUUCAACUCAACCACAGCGCAGCAUCUCGAUGCUCAAGAGAUCUGUAUUAUUCAUCCAAAAGUGAUGCCCACUUCCUUCACCUGAUUCAUUGUUGGGGCUUAAUGAGUGAAAAUACUUUGAGUUAUAAUUUUUUGUGUGGUUUAUCCUACAAUUGCAUUACCGUUAGAACUUGUGUGUGAUAGCACAUAAGAAACUUUUUCCAAGACGUUCCAAUUGACGCAAGAGACGAUCGAGAUUUUGUAGUUGAUCUCAAAGAAAACCAGUUAUAAAGCAGCAAAAGAAAAUACAAUCGCAUCACAAUCUGCAAAAAAGGCAGUUAAAUAAUAAUGGAGGUAGCCAUCGGUAACGCGGCCCCACCUUUCCAGCGAGAAGUACGAGAGUGGCAGCGUGUGGAUCCAAAUACGGGAGCCUUGCUUACGGGUCGAUUGGAGGCUGACCGAUGGAUAAGGGAUCACAUGAACACUUAUGGAAAGGUGGUUGAUUCACAGAAGGUGUCAACGCCAAAUGGUACUCACCACACACAGCGCAAGCAGCUGGAGGUUCUUCAGGCUAGGACAGCCACCGGGGGAGCCAUGCAGGUCGUCCGGUCACAGACAGUUCACACCUCCUCAUCACGGUGGAAUUCAUCCUCAAGCAAACAAAAUGGAAUAAAUGGGACGUCGAAUUUCACAUCAACCCAUUCGAGCCCACUCAGCUUUCAGCAUAAGAAAUUGCACGGAGAGACACAACCGAAGACUGUAUCUCCUUAUGCGCCAGAGCCCACAUUGUCCGCAUCAUCAUCGAUGAAUUCCACGUCGUCGCCAUCAGCAGCCAAUUGUGGUGUGGGUGGCCCGCGCAAACAGCUGGAUUCCAAUGAAAGAGAAACUGCGGCACUCAAUUCGCAUGGGGCGCUUAAUCGCGGAAAGAGUGUCUCGAACGAGGAUUUGGCCGAUGAUGAUCUCGAGCCGUGCGAGUGGAAGCGCGUGAGUAAAAUCCGGCGAUCGCUUCAGUAUCCAAAAGUCACCAGCCCGGCCAAGUACAGCUCGCGACCGUUGGAUUUACCUGAGAACUUAGUCAGCGUCUCGCGAAUUCGCCAAGAGCUCGAGAAUGGGCGUCGUUUGGAUCGUGCAAUGCGCAACAAUCACGUCGACCUUGCAGCUUUAGACAGUAUUUUAAAAGGUGCUCCAGACCCAGAUCACAAAUCCGAGACGAAGACACCGAAGAAGGCAACCUUCAUUACGGCGGAAUCCCUCAAGGAAAUUCGCGGGAAAUUACGGAAGUUGAGUGAUGAGUCGCUGUACAAAGACGACAUCCUCGUGCAGAACGACGACGAAGUGAAGACGAACGGAGAGCCCCAGGGGCAGACAAAUGGUCAUCAGAGCACCAUGAAUGAGUCACGUACUGAUGCAAUGCAGCAGGCAUCGACCUACGCCACACACUUGGCCACAACAACACCAAGUGGUGGCUUUGUAUUUCGACCGAAAGUCACCAUGGCGAAUGGGAACAGCAACAGCCUGCAGUCACGCAAUAAAAUCAAAGAUUUGGCCACAAAUGAGUGGCACUACCGAAGAAAGUCGUAUGGUUUUGAGAAGAUGACACCACCACCGGAGUCCAUGACGUCGCGCAUGGAAGCAUCCACGGAUAGUGGGAUUGGGCGAUCUGGUGAAAUUGCCGCUUCGUGGUCACCAACGGAAAACACCACCCGCGGUACGGUGAUCACAUUAGCUGGAGACGACGGCAAGGAAGCUCUCGGGAAGUCCACGAGUGUUACAAUCCUCAGCAAUGGUGGUACGCAGAUUAAUAGCGUGAUCACACCACUACGACCUAGUUCAGUUUACUUCAACAGCAAACCCGAAGACACCAAGAGGCAUUCAAUUGCUGUAGAUGAAAGUAAGUACGUCAAGGACUCUGUUAGGCGCUCUUUUGAUCCCACGCCAGCUAAGACAUCAUCAAUCCACAUCAAUGGCACUGCGGCUGAUGCCAAGAUUGACGAUGAUCUCAAAAAGGGUCAGAAAAGGGUUGAAUUUUGCAAAACUGAAGUACAUUUUGCUGCUGAAUCGGGGAGAGUUAAUAUCAUUGAGACGGAUGGGAAACCCCCACCAAACAAUAACUUCCGACGCCGACGACGAUCAUCUGGUGGGAGUAUUGGAUCAUCGUACCUUGAAGCAAUUAAAUCCGGGGUUCCCCUUACACAUUUUGGGGAUUCUGAACAACCAGCUGCUGAUCAAGUCAAGCCAACUCCUCCUACCUUGCCGGCACCUGAACAAGAUACUUUCCCCACGGUCACAACGACAACGGUCUCCACAGCAACUGCAACGACAACGAAUGGCGUGAAGAGCCCCAAAGAGGAGGAAGAUGACUCAAAUGAUGAAAUUUCUCUUCGGGGAAUCCUGAAGAAUAAACCAAUUAAACCGAGACCGUAUCAUCUUGGGGAGAAUAUUGAGAACAGCGAAAGUUUAUGGGGUGUCCGCUUGAGACCAGUUUCAACAGAUUGCACCCUUUGGACUAAGGAUUCAUCUCCUGUUCCCAAGGAGAUCGUUGAGAAGACACCUCAGCAAAUUAAAGAUGAAUCAGACUGCAAUUCGGGCUUCCUUUCGGAUUCCAAUGAGUCUGUACGAAGUGUUGCUGAGCGUGUAAGAUUGGUGGAGAAACUCCGUAGCAAGGAAUCACCAACCGGAUUUUCCACCAAAGUCAACCUAACGAGCUCUCAAUCCUUCAAUUGGCCACUCAGAGAUGAUCCAAUGCCACAAUCGCGAUUCACGGUUCAUUUGACUGAUGGCGAAAAUGAGGAGGUAAAUGGGAAAUUUGGUGGAUUUGAGAAAUCUCACGAGCACACAGAUAGCUCCCUCAAGUCCACCACCUUGAUUAUGAAGACACUCAAAUCAGCCCAGCAAUUUGAUGAGGCAAUGGCCAAAUUGGCAUCCGUCAAUCCCGCCAUAAUUGUGCCCCAAUCCAAGUUGUCGCCCAAAGACAUCCCCGUCAGUUCAGGUGGUUUCGUGUCCACCAGCUACUCCGUGGCCAAGUCCAACAGUGCCAGCAAUAUUUUGGGUUCUGUGGCGAAGCUCAAAGUGAAAGAGCGCUACUCGUCGUCAUUGGAUGGAAGCGGCGACUAUGAGCGUCGUGAUUGGAAUUUUGACGAGAAGCCCCAGAGCUCCAUAAGUUCCCUCCUCACACCACGAAGAUCAUCAAUCACGGACACCCUUGAUGGGCAAAUGGGCUCAAAGAGAAUUGCAGAAAGGCACCCAAUUGCAGCGCCGAGAAUAAAAAAGUUGGGCAACUCUAGUGUCCUUAGUCAGCUGUCGCAGCUCAACAGGAUGUACGAAGCUGCUGGACAGGAUAGUGAUGGUAGUGCCCAAGCUGAUGAGGAAGUUAAUUCAAUUUUUGGCCAAUCAAAUAGAGCCUCAUCCGAAGAGAAGAACACCUCAAUGCUCUCCGGCAGUUGGAGCCGUUUAAGAACCAAACGCAAUUGCACGAAGCAAAUCUCUCCCAAUUAUGCACAAUUAGAAAACUACAAACCAAGAGUUUCAACGACAAAAACAACCGAUGUGAUUCAUUCUAAUCUCCUUUCAAUUCCUCUUCAUUCACCAACAAAUUCUCUCACGAAACCAGCAUCCAGCAAGGUUGAUGCUUCUCUUAUCAACAACACACGAACGACAAGUCCAGUGAAAACAACACCAAUCGCAAUACGAAAAUCACUACCGACAUCCGACAGAGCGCCCAUCUUGCAGGAGAAACCGAAGAGUGUGCAACAAGAACCACUUCGAUUAGUCAGUGGUACACGAAAAUUACGUGAUCACGAGCUCUCGUACUUUGGUGUAAACACCCAGCGUGCUUCCACAUCAGUCUCAACUAACAAUGAAACUAAGAAGGGAACUAAUACGGCAAAGACUGAGACGGUGGUGAGCAAGUGGAAGUGGGACGAGAAGACGGAUGUGCAGCGUCAGAAGCACAAUGAGCGCCACCAGAGGGAACCAAUUUACGAAAAUCUCAAAUAUCACACGAAUCAAACGAGCGUCAUUCAACGACAUCCCAAUUACGAUCGCGAUCAAGAUAUUCUUGACGAACUCAAUAGAGCAGCUGAUGAGAUCUUGAGUUCGGUUUCAAAGAAUCACGAAGCUGAUGAAAGUAAAUCUCGACGGAGAAUCCAGUCAAAGCCACUGGAAACGAUUACAGAAGUACGAACAUCCACACCGAUUAAGUUGGUUCAGUCGCGUGGGGUUCAGGUAUCGCGUGGGAGUAGCGAAAGUAUCCGACGAAGUGGCGUAGCCCGUUCAUCCUGCCGCGUCUCUUCGGCAUCAUCCUCCGAGAGUAUCCCACGACAGAUCCCGUCAUCGAGUGUGCGGGCAUCUACGCACAGUUCCAGCUCCAAGAGUCGCCACAGCAGCAGGAGCCACGAUGAUGCAUCAUCAACGCGAUCAAGCAAACGUCGCGUGACGAGCAUUACUGAGUGCCGGCGCCUUCAUCGUACCAGCAGUAGGGACAAUGUCCCAUCGCAAGCAAGUUCCUCUGAGGAUGUCAAUGAACCCAGACGUCCGAGACGACUGAAAGUCAAGGAGAAGCCUGAAAGUUCGGUGCCUGUUGAAAGCAAGCGAUCUUCUGGCUCCUCCAAGCAUUCUUCAUCCCGACGUCACCUCAAGACGGAUGCUGUGCCCUCCAGAUCAAGCAGAAGCACUUCAGACCAACAUCAGAAAAUCCGUGUUAAAUCUGGCAUUGUUACCACAACGUAUGUAUUGCAAUCUGGUGUGGUUCCGCCACCGCGACACAAAAGGCGUCGGAAGGUGGCCCGGCGCAAUUCGUCGUUACUUUUGAAAAAACGAGAAAUGAAAAAUUCUUCCAGAAUUGGCAGGAAUUGUAUUUGUUCGUAGUGGCACGGGGAUAGAUUUUUUUUGUUGUAGAUGAAAUUGAGAGACUUUCAAACCAAAAUUAUUUCUUUAAGAAAAAAAGCAAAAGAAAAGAAAUUCUUUGAAGCGAGAUUCACACGAUCAGCAGAUUUUAGGUAGAUUUUCAUGCAAUUUUGUCUCAUAAAAUAGAACUUCUUUUGCAUGUUGCAAUCAUUAUUAGUUUAAUCAUGGACUUAUGGGUUUCUCUGUACAUUAUGCAAUUCAACAUUCAUUGGCAUUUUAUUUAGAUCAUUUAUUUUCAAAAAUUCUUUAUUGAAUUCUCUGUAUGUUCUAACUAUUUAACUCUUUUAAAAAAUAUUUGUUAAAAAAAUCAUUCAUUUUUCAUUGGAAAAUUCAUUUUCUCUUCAUUCUUCAUGAAGUUCUGGAAAAAAAAUUCUUCAAUAAGGGGGUUAAAUAGUUGAAAAUAAAGGCGUUUUAUUAAUUAGGAAAAAAGAAUUUAACAAAAUUAAUAUUAGUUUUCUGGUAUCUCGCUGUCUUUUAAAAUUUACAAUUCUCAACUAAAAGUUAUUGAAUGAUCAAAUUUUUCAUUUCUCGGUAGAAAAUAACCGAAUAAUGU
Messenger RNA from Lutzomyia longipalpis, 5818 nucleotides. RefSeq lists its product as uncharacterized. Bases 709 to 5226 code for a protein of 1505 amino acids. The transcript has 13 exons. The record is from RefSeq and is a predicted model, not a curated record. Lineage: Eukaryota; Metazoa; Arthropoda; Insecta; Diptera; Psychodidae.